CAGACACACAUCUUCUUCACUGUCAGUCAACGCUGUUGUUUGGUGUACCAUCCUGUGCUGAACAGACCCGGCGAACAAGCGGACGAACCGUUGAAGGCUUCAAAGAAAAACAGCUUCUGACAUGCACUUUGAUAGAUCGUCAAAGGAGAAGCCGUGUUGCACUCUGCCCACAGUGAAGAAACUCUUGGAGCAGAAGAGGAAGCGUGAAUCAUCGUCUGUGCCAUCGUCCAGUUCCACAGCCGCAACAAGUCCUCUUCCUCCAACCACUGCUUCACAGUUGUCAACAACAGAUCCAUUUACCUGUACAGGUGCAUCAAGCAACUACUCAGACAUGGCAGUAGGCUAUGAGCAGUGGAGUCCAGCACCAGAGCCGACACUGGGUUACUACUCCAGCCAACCAGGGUCGAGCUUUGCUGAUACCUACAGCCUUCCAGUGUCCUCUGACUACGGAUUACAACAGCCGGUCGAGGGAUUUGGGGACACAAUGCCUCAGGGAUAUGACUACCCGGUGACUAUGUCUGAUCCUAGUCUGGCAUCAGCUUGGCCACCUCUAGGUGCCGGUCAUUCUGCACAGUUAAGCGUUGGUACACCGCUGGAUGUUGCCAAGCUUGAAGAAGCCAGGAUGUUGCUCAGAGGGAUGGACUACAACAGAACCACUGGGCAGGAUGAAGAUGGCGACACCAUCCUGCAUAUCUACACUGCUAAAGGCAUGAGGGAGUGCGCCUUCGCUGCUGCUGAGAGGCUGCGGGAUUUAGGGAAGCUGGAUGCCAAAGAGCACAAGGGAAAGACUGCUUUGCUAGUGGCGGUGACGGCAAACCAACCAGAGAUUGUACAAGACCUCCUGUCAUUUGGCACGGACAUCAACGCCUGUGAUGUCAAAGGUCAAACUGCCCUCCAUCUGGCUGCACACUACGGCUUCCCUGAGGUUCUGCAGGUGAUUCUGUCCUGUAGGCCUGCCGUCAAUCUGGAGGCGCGCAAUUUUGAAGGUAUGACUCCUCUGCACUGCGCUGCCAUUUCUCACUGCGUCACCAUGAAGGCUUUGUCCACCAGCGGGCCAGCGGAUGUGAAUCUUCAGAAUAAAGCUGCUGAGAAGCUCUCCUGCGUGCACAUGCUUCUCAGUGAGGGAGCGUCACUCCUCAGUCAGGAAAUCAAAAGUAACAAAACAGUGCUGCACGUGGCUGUUAAGGAAGGGAACAUCGAUUUGGUCCGUUACCUGCUCAGUAUUCCCUUACAGAAUGUAAAAGAUUUUGUCAACAUGAAGGCACAUGGUCAUACUGCUUUACACAUGGCUGCCGGUCUCCAUGGUAACCCACACCAGGAGGAGAUGCUGCGAUUGCUGCUGAGCACAGGAGCUGAUCCCAGCAUCCGUAACCUGGAGCACGACCAGCCGGCUCACCUCCUGCAGAGCGGCCAUCAGGGAGAGCAGCUUAAGCUUAUGCUGAAGAAACGGAGCACUUCUUCUCGCCGCCGUAUUGUAUCUUUACAGGACCAAGAAUGACUGAAAUUGUUGUAACCACCAUGUGAUGGGAAUGAAUCUCAGUUUCCUCUGUUGAGGAUGGAUUUACUUUAUUGUUAUGGUUUGAAGGAGCCGUCAACUUAUUUUGUUUGUAAUAUCGACUUCAGAAAUUGAAUCGCUAUACACAAUUCACAUUGGAUUAGGUAAAUGAUACUUUGAUCUCUCAGUUACUUGUCAUUUGUUGUAUGUUCAAAUGUCAUGUUUUAUUUUCCAAACUGUACGUUCGCAUCGAUGGGAUUAUUUUCAUUUUUUUUUUUUUUUUAUUUACAAAAUGCCCAUACUACUUUCACAGGGAUUAUAUCAGGAAGCAUUUUUAUUUAUGUAUUUAUUGUUGUCAUUUAGGUAAGCAUUUACAAAUGAAGCCCUUUGCCUGAGUAUUAGUUGUCAUCUGGCAGGGUGGUGCAGCGGGUAGCACUGCCACCUCACAGUGAUGUGGUCCUGGGUUUAAACUUGACCUGUGAUCUUUGUGUUUGGAGUUAGAAAAUUUGAGACACGUGUUCUGGAUUCCUCCCAAAGGCUAUAGUUAUACAGAUUUUGAUAACUGGUGACUCUAAAUGAAUCUUGUAGGCGUGAAAGAUUGCAG
Molecule: messenger RNA, 2099 nt
Organism: Thalassophryne amazonica
Lineage: Eukaryota; Metazoa; Chordata; Actinopteri; Batrachoidiformes; Batrachoididae
Gene: nfkbid
Product: NF-kappa-B inhibitor delta
Exons: 12
Coding region: 122-1498 (458 amino acids)
Biological process (GO): regulation of gene expression
Cellular component (GO): nucleus
Molecular function (GO): protein binding
Source: RefSeq, a predicted model, not a curated record